Hemicordylus capensis (graceful crag lizard) is the source of this 2938-nucleotide messenger RNA. Its product is annotated as cytochrome P450 2C19-like. Lineage: Eukaryota; Metazoa; Chordata; Lepidosauria; Squamata; Cordylidae. The record is from RefSeq and is a predicted model, not a curated record. Bases 57 to 1532 code for a protein of 491 amino acids. Gene Ontology annotation, molecular function: heme binding; iron ion binding; oxidoreductase activity, acting on paired donors, with incorporation or reduction of molecular oxygen, reduced flavin or flavoprotein as one donor, and incorporation of one atom of oxygen. Gene Ontology annotation, biological process: xenobiotic metabolic process. The transcript is spliced from 9 exons. Gene Ontology annotation, cellular component: cytoplasm; intracellular membrane-bounded organelle.
UCUCAUUCUCUCACUCUCAGAAGCUCUAGAAACUCCAGCCGUCCUUCGGUGCUGCCAUGGAUCUCUUGGGGAGCCUCCUGGUCCUCUGCCUCUCCUGUAUGUUUUUCCUGGCCGUGCGGAGGAAGAGGGCCAAGCACCAGAACCUGCCCCCUGGCCCGACACCCCUGCCACUUAUCGGGAACCUCCUACAGCUGAAGUCCAAUAACAUAAUGGAACCCCUGCAGAAGAUGUGUGAAAAAUACGGACCUGUGUUCACGGUGUAUUUUGGCCCAGAGCGGGUGGUGGUUCUCCACAGUUAUGAGACAGUGAAGAAAGUUCUGGUUGAACACGGAGAUGAGUUUACCAACCGAGGCACCUUGCCAGUAGCAGAUAAGAUCAACAAAGGAUUCGGUAUCUUCAUGUCCAAUGGUGAGCGUUGGGUUCAGCUCCGUCGUUUCUCCCUCACAACCUUGAGGGACUUUGGGAUGGGGAAGAAAAGCAUCGAGGAGCGAAUCCAAGAGGAGGUCAAGCACCUGGUGAAGGAACUCUGGGCCAAAAAAGGCCAGCCCUUUAACCCAGCGUUCCUCUUCAGCGCUGCUACCUGCAAUGUGAUCAGUCACAUCCUCCUUGGAGAAAGGUUCGAUUACCAAGAUCAGCAGCUUCUCCAGAUCCUUCACUGGAUCACUGAAAGUCUCCGGAUUGAGAGCUCCACUGCAGGGCAGCUCUACAACCUCUUCCCCAGGAUCAUGGACUACUUGCCUGGCCCUCACCAAACCUACUUCAAAAACCUCAUCUGUAUCUACAACUUUAUAGACCAGAAGGUGAAAGAUCACGAGGAAACCGUGGAUGCCAAUGAUACUCGAGACUACAUAGAUUGCUUCCUUCUAAAAAUGGAGCAGGAAAAGCACAAUUCCAAGACUGAGUUUACUAGAGAGAACCUGAUUAUGACGGCUUUUGACAUAUUCUUUGCCGGGACAGAAACCACCAGCACCACCCUGAGAUACAUCUUAAUGGUCCUGACAGAACACCCAGCGGUGGAAGCAAAGAUCCAUGAGGAGAUAGACCGAGUGAUAGGCCGGGAGCGCCCUCCUGUUAUGAAGGACCGCCCUCAGAUGCCAUACACGGAAGCCGUCCUACACGAGGCCCAGAGGUUUCUUGAUUUACUCCCUUUAGGGCUCAACCGUAUGCCAAGACAGGACGUUGAAAUUGAAGGCUUUACCAUACCCCAGGGAACCACCAUCUUUCCCAUGCUGACUUCCGUACUGCAUGACCCUAAACAGUUUAAAAAUCCACAUUUGUUUGACCCAAAACAUUUCCUGGAUGAAAGAGGAACCUUCAAGAAGAAUGGAGCAGACAUACCUUUUUCUGCAGGGAAGAGGAACUGCCUAGGAGAGGGUUUGGCCCGCAUGGAGCUCUUCUUAUACCUCACCAGCAUCCUGCAGAACUUUCGUCUCAAACACCCUCCAGGAGUCACCAAAAUCGACCUCACACCAGAUGUCAGUGGGAUAAUGAAUGUACCACACCAAGUCCAGAUCUGCUUCUGCCCACGCUAAUCAGCUGCCUCCCCACCCAUAGUAUUGCUGGGGGUCUCACAAGGACUUCCACUUUCUCUCACUGAUUCAGUCUCUAGCUACAAAAUAGAUAUGAGCCUCUUGGGGUUCAGGAUUAGAUCUGCUUCUUAGCUUCACCCAAUGGAUCCUGGGAACUGGACUUUCAGAAGGCUUCACAGCAUUCUCUGCAGAAGGCACCGACAGGCUGUUUCUUUGCCAGGUGGCUAUCAGAAUUACCACACUCAUGAUAAAGUAAAGUAAGGCUGUGCCUCUAUCCAGAGAGUGGAUUCUUUUUCAAUGACAAACAAUGAAUCCACUCUCAUUUGCUACCAGAGAAUCUACUCUCACAACACCUCUGAAACAAUAAAACCCAGUACUCCAUGGGCUUGUGGGUUUGGGGGUGAUUUGUAUCCUAUGUGCACUACACCACCACUCACUCUGGGCCACCCCAGUGCCCCCCAAGUGGAGUUAUGGGGCUGCUGAAAUCCCCAUUAUUCCCUAUGGGGGUGAACUUAAAGAUACGCAAAGUUCAGGAAUUCUUUAAAUAUCCUCCCUUGCUCAAUCACUCUGAAACCUGGAUAGUAGCAGGCAUCCAUUGGGGCACUACCACCCAACCCACUCUUCUGCCCCCAAAGCCCCUUUUCUGCCCUGAAUCUUCCCCAAAGAUCCACAAACUUCAGAAAUUCUUUAAAAAUCACCCCUUUACCCAGUUCCUUUGGAAUCUGGUUGGUAGCAGGCACCCAUUGGGGCACUACCACCCAACCCACUGUGGCACUCCUAGGGGGCACCCACAGACAAAAAUGGGCACUGUCUGUCCCCAUUGUCCCAUAGGGUGGAUGCAGCACACAUUAACAACAGCAGAGCUUUGCAAAGAACAAGGUUUCCAAAGGUCACGCACAUCCACUGUGUCCCACUAUCCCCCCCCAACAGAAAUGCAAUUGAUCUACACACAACAGUGUGAAACAACAACAAUGAAAUGCACUGUCCCACACACACCCUCCCUAUGCAGGAUAACAGCAGCAGCCAGCAACAAACAAGCAAGCAAGCAAGCAAGUGUGAUAUCACAGAUGCAGCAGACUAGGGCCAACAACAGCCUCAAAUGUGCCCUGCCCUCCCUCCCCCAAGCAAUUCAUCAACAAGCAACAGACACAGCUACUUCUGUGGCACCCGGACAUAAAAGCAGGUUAAGUAAGGAUGCAAAACAACAUUCUGCCAGUGGAACAGAAAGAGGUUUGGCCCCCCCUCCCACCUACACAAAUAAGAGUGAUGAUGACAACAAUGCCAAACCAUUUUUGGAGCACUUUUUUGACACUUCUGCAACGGAUCGGAGCCUAUGACACCAGCACAACCUAUUGUAGAUGCAAGCAAUCUAGUUUGAAUAAAAACGCAGAUGAUGCUAGAAGUCACAA